Messenger RNA from Symbiodinium sp. CCMP2592, 1764 nucleotides. Lineage: Eukaryota; Dinophyceae; Suessiales; Symbiodiniaceae. The record is from the annotation of a GenBank genome assembly.
AUGAGCACCAUAGACAUGAACGAAGUGGCCGACUGGGUUGUCUCGCUUCCAGGCCCCAUCCGCCAGUAUGUGGACGCCUUUCGUGACAAUGCCGUUGAUGGGAAGCUCCUCAUGCAAUUGACAGAUGCCGACCUUCAAGACAUGGGAAUAGAGAAGCUCAUGCAUCGCAAGAGCAUUCUGGUUCAUCGUCGCACUCUGUUGGAAGAGGGCUUCAACGAGACGCUGCGUGGCCAGUGGCAUUUGGAGAGCGCAUAUGAGAUUCAGCAGGGGAGCGCAGAGGGUGCUGUGCCUGAGCUGUUGGAGCUUCGGGCCAUGCGGUUUGCGCCCAGGGUUUUGGAGCACAUGUGCAGAACGGGAAUGAGAGCAGGAGCAAGUGUUCGUGCCGCGACGACGCAGAUGGAUGCCCUGCUCUGCGACCAGCACGAUGCAAUCCAAGGGGUGGAGGCUCUGGAAGCGAUGAACCACUUGACAUUCCACCGCACGGCUGACGGUCGCGUCAGGGAAGAGAUCGAGUCAGAUCUGCAAAUGGUAUUGCAGGCAAAGACUGCAGCACGAGAGAGAAGCAUCAAGACGCAGGGCAAGAACAAGCAACUUGCCGUCGCCAUCGACCGAUUUUGCAAGGAAUGCAAGAGUGCACCAAGCGAUGCCAGCAUGCAGCAAGCAAGCGCGAGUCUUGCCAGCACCUUCUUGCAAUGGAGGGAUGAAAUGCUGCAAGUGGUGAAUGCCUCGUUUGUGCACACCGAGGGCUUGCUUCAGCGCACCUCUGCCCGACUUCAGUCCCAAACUCCCGGAGGGGCUGCGCUGCAAGGCAGCAUAGAGGCCUUCUCUGAGGUCACCCAAAGGCUGUACGAAGCCGCCGAAAGGUGCAAGAGAAUUUACAGCUUGGCUGACCCAGAUGUGCAGCUCGCGCUGGAAGCUCGAGAUGUGGGUUUGGCUGGCAGUAUCAGUUCGGAAGAGGAGAAGCUUCACGAGCUUGAAGGGCGCCGGGACGAAGUCAAGGAGCGCCUCUUGAAGCAAAAUGAAGAGAUGGACCGGUAUGGCAAACUGCGCAGAAAGCAGGUGGCCAACACUAAGGAGAUCCGGGAUUUCCACAUCAAGCGUUGGUGGAAGUGGGCAUGGGAAGGGGACAUGAAGGAAUAUGAGAAGCAAGUCCAAGGGGACGUCGAGCGCAUGAAACAUGACGAGCAAGUCAUUGCAGAGAAAUGCAAGGAUUUGCAGAACGACCUGAUGCAGAUCGAGAAGGAUAUCGAGACUCAGAAGACCUACCUGGCUCGGCUCAGGAAGAUGGCUUCUCCGAAUACCUGGGAAAAUGUUCUUCGGGCCGAGGACCUUUUCGCAGCGGAGGCUGAGGUGAAAGAACACGAAGAGAAGCGGCUUCUUAUUGAAGGCCAGUUGCGCCGAGCGAUGAUCGAGACCGGCGUUAUCGAUCCAGGCCUGGCAGUGCAAAUCAUCACCCAGCACGAGACCUCGAAGAUCCUCCUCUCAGAGACAACUACCAAGUCCAAGGAAGCGGCCGCUCGCUUGCAGGAAUUUGUAUCUCAGAUGGGGGACGUGGUGCUGGCUGGCAGCAAUGGCUCGAAAGUUGACCGUGAAGAUCUCGAAGCUCUUGCAGAAAGCAUCAUGAAUAUAAACGAGCUUCACGAAGAGCACAUGCACCGGCUAGCAAAGAAGAAAGAUGCAGUCUUGAGCAACGUGGUCGCCUCGGUUGCAGCAUUCAAGCUGCAAGACCAACUUUCGUUGACUGAUGGAAGGGAGCAGCCAUAA